This is a messenger RNA of Physella acuta, 816 nucleotides long. RefSeq names its product all trans-polyprenyl-diphosphate synthase PDSS1-like. NCBI's taxonomy places the organism in Eukaryota, Metazoa, Mollusca, Gastropoda, Physidae. The record is from RefSeq and is a predicted model, not a curated record. Gene Ontology annotation, biological process: ubiquinone biosynthetic process; isoprenoid biosynthetic process. Gene Ontology annotation, molecular function: prenyltransferase activity. Gene Ontology annotation, cellular component: mitochondrion; transferase complex.
GCAUGCAACAGUACAAGUUGUUUAUCAGACAGUAUAUCGUCUAAACAAAAAAUGGUUGCCAUAGUUUCGGAAAUGAUUCAUACAGCCAGUCUUGUACAUGAUGAUGUCAUUGAUGCCUCAGACACACGGAGGGGGGAGGGGGCUUCAAGUUUAAACAAAAUGUAUGGUCAAAGAAAAUCAAUUCUUGUUGGUGAUUACAUCGUUUAUCAAGCUUCUAUAGCUCUAGCAUCAAGAACAGAUAAUCCACGAGUUAUAACUAUUCUUUCCUCACUAUUGGAGGACUUAGUUUCUGGUGAAUUUAUGCAACUUGGUUCAAAAGAGGAUGAAAAUGAAAGAUUUUCUCAUUAUUUAAUGAAGACUUACAAGAAAACUGCCAGUCGUUUAGCCAACACAUGCAAAGCUGUUGCUGUUUUGGGAGAUGAUGAACGAAUAUCUGAGUUGGCUUAUCAGUAUGGUAGAAAUCUGGGCAUUGCUUUUCAGCUUGUAGAUGAUCUAUUAGAUUUUAUCUCAAGUGAAUCCAUUAUGGGAAAACCAACGGCUGCUGAUUUAAAGCUCGGCUUAACAACAACACCUGUUUUAUUUGCUGCACAAGAGUUUCCUGAGUUACAUCCCAUGAUAAUGAGGAGGUUCUCUCAAGUUGGGGAUGUUGAGCAGGCUAGAGAAUUUGUUGCAGAGGCUGAUGGCGUGGAACAGACCAAGUUACUUGCUCUUCACCAUAGCCGUGAAGCUGUAAAUAUGUUAAAAGACUUUGCUCUAUCUGACGCCCAGAGAGCCGUUAUUAAGCUUGCCCAAAUUCUGCUGGACAGAAAAAGUUAA